Molecule: messenger RNA, 1935 nt
Organism: Puma concolor (puma)
Lineage: Eukaryota; Metazoa; Chordata; Mammalia; Carnivora; Felidae
Source: RefSeq, a predicted model, not a curated record
AUGGACAACAAUAAGCACUUACCCAGCUCAGACGUCCCUGCAUUGACCGGUAGUUCUGACGAUCUUGGUUCUGAACCUGGGGGUCAGGCUUUUGCCGACCGUCAGCGUGCCCGCAGAGAUGGGUCGAGCCCGCCAGGCCUGUGGCACUCCCCGGGGGCUGUCCUGUCACUAGGGCCCCGUGGUGGCAUUAGGAUGCACCUGUCGGCGGUGUUCAACGCCCUCCUGGUGUCCGUGCUGGCAGCGGUCCUGUGGAAGCACGUGCGGCUGCGUGAGCAUGCGGCCGCUCUGGAGGAGGAGCUGGCCCUCGGCCGCCAGGCCCCAGAGCCGGGCCCCGCGCUGAGGAUCGACUACCCCAGGGCGCUGCAGACCCUGAUGGAGGGAGGCACACACAUGGUGUGCACGGGCCGCACGCACACUGACCGCCUCUGCCGCUUCGAGUGGCUGUGUUACUCCAGCGAGGCCGAGGAGUUCAUCUUCUUCCACGGCAACGCGUCCGUCAUGCUGCCCAACCUGGGCUCCCGGCGCUUCCAGCCGGCCCUGCUCGACCUGUCCACCGUGGAGGACCACAACACCCAGUACUUCAACUUCGUGGAGCUGCCGGCCGCCGCCCUGCGCUUCAUGCCGAAGCCCGUGUUCGUGCCUGACGUGGCGCUCCUCGCCAACCGGUUCAACCCCGACAACCUCAUGCACGUCUUCCACGACGACCUGCUGCCUCUCUUCUACACCCUGAGGCAGUUCCCCGGCUUGGCCCACGAGGCCCGGCUCUUCUUCAUGGAGGGCUGGAGCGAGGGCGCACACUUUGAGCUCUACAAGCUCCUCAGCCCGAAGCAGCCACUCCUGCGGGCACAGCUCAAGACCCUGGGCCGGCUGCUGUGCUUCUCCCAUGCCUUCGUGGGUCUCUCCAAGGUCACCACGUGGUACCAGUAUGGCUUCGUCCAGCCCCAGGGCCCCAAGGCUAACGUCCUGGUCUCGGGCAACGAGAUCCGGCAGUUCGCACGGUUCAUGAUGGAAAAGCUGAACGUGAGCCGGGCAGGGGCUCCCCUAGGCGAAGACUACAUUCUGGUCUUCAGCCGUACCCAGAACAGACUCAUCCUGAAUGAGGCAGAGCUGCUGCUGGCACUGGCCCAGGAGUUCCAGAUGAAGACGGUGACGGUGUCCCUGGAGGACCACGCCUUUGCAGAUGUCGUGCGGCUGGUCAGCAACGCCUCCAUGCUGGUCAGCAUGCACGGGGCCCAGCUGGUCACUGCCCUCUUCCUGCCCCGUGGGGCCACUGUGGUCGAGCUUUUCCCGUAUGCUGUCAAUCCCGACCACUAUACGCCCUAUAAGACGCUGGCCACGCUGCCUGGCAUGGACCUCCAGUACGUAGCCUGGCGGAACAUGAUGCCAGAGAACACAGUCACGCACCCUGAACGGCCCUGGGACCAGGGGGGCAUCGCUCACCUAGACCGGGCGGAGCAGGCCCGUAUCCUGCAAAGCCGCGAAGUCCCGCGGCAUCUCUGUUGCCGGAACCCUGAGUGGCUCUUCCGUAUCUACCAGGACACCAAGGUGGACAUCCCAUCCCUCAUCCAGACCAUACGGCGCGUGGUAAAGGGCCGGCCGGGGCCGCGGAAGCAGAAGUGGACUGUCGGCCUCUACCCAGGCAAGGUCCGGGAUGCGCGGUGCCAGGCGUCAGUGCAGGGCGCCUCCGAGGCGCGCCUCACCGUGUCCUGGCAGAUCCCGUGGAACCUCAAGUACCUGAAGGUGAGGGAGGUGAAGUACGAGGUGUGGCUCCAGGAGCAGGGUGAGAACACCUAUGUGCCUUACAUCCUGGCCCUGCAGAACCACACCUUCACUGAGAACAUCAAGCCUUUCACUACCUACUUGGUGUGGGUCCGCUGCAUCUUCAACAAGAUCCUCCUGGGACCCUUUGCAGAUGUGCUGGUGUGCAACACGUAG